This is a messenger RNA of Ictalurus punctatus (channel catfish), 2391 nucleotides long. It is a transcript of the gene wrnip1, whose product is annotated as WRN helicase interacting protein 1. Gene Ontology annotation, molecular function: enzyme activator activity; DNA binding; ATP binding. Gene Ontology annotation, cellular component: nucleus. The coding region runs from base 347 to 1882 and encodes 511 amino acids. NCBI's taxonomy places the organism in Eukaryota, Metazoa, Chordata, Actinopteri, Siluriformes, Ictaluridae. Gene Ontology annotation, biological process: regulation of DNA repair; DNA repair; DNA-templated DNA replication. The record is from RefSeq and is a predicted model, not a curated record. The transcript has 7 exons.
AGAAGAAGAGGGAGAAGGAGAAGCAGAAGAAGAAGAAGAGGGAGGAGAAGCAGAAGAAGAAGGAGAAGGGGAAGAAUCAGAGCAGUUACAUGACUUGACCAACAGAUGUCGUGUUUUCAUCGUUUCAGCCUUUAUUUUCAUCUCCCGUGCAAAACAGAUAAUAUAUAUACAGUGUGCAGUAGGUGGCAGUGAGGUUUAUUUAGGGGGGUGGGCUGUCAUUAAACAGAAGAAGAAAGUUUUAGCACCCUGCAUAGUGCAUUACAUUUACAGUAAUGGAGUCAUUGGCUGUGUUUUGGUAAACCCUGACGUCAGAAACAUUUGGCGCGAAACAAUAAUAAUAAUAAAGAUGGCGGAGGAGCUUGCAGGCACUGUGAAGUGUCCCGUUUGCGCCGGGGAUUUUACGUCCAGCGAAAUUAACUCUCACUUGGAUAAAUGUUUGGAUCAAGGCUGGAAAAGCGAGGACGACCUUCGAGCAAGUGCCGGGCCUCCGGCUAAAAAGUCCCGCGUUAGCAGCGAGGCUAAAAGCGGCUCUGGAGCUGGGACUAGUGGGGCGGAAGUGAAACCAAAUCGACCUCCAGGUGCCGUGUUUUCAAUGUUCGACACCAAGAAGUCGUUUUUAUCGUCCAGACAGACUGCUACUGAAGGUAUGUCACGCGACACGGCGGCGCCUAGCAACGCGCAUGACAGCGCGACACUUCCGGUUUCGGAUUCAGGAACCCGGAAGCGCAGUGAUGAAGCCGAGGCGCUGAACCAGAGGUUGCUGAACUCAGACAAACCUCUGGCAGAGAAGAUGAGGCCCAGCACCCUGGAGGAGUAUUUCGGGCAGAAUAAAGUGUUAGGAGAACACACACUUCUCAGAGCGUUGCUGCAGUCACAGGAAGUUCCCUCGCUCAUCCUGUGGGGACCUCCCGGCUGUGGAAAGAACGGCGAUUUCGAGGCGAUCCGACCCGAAGUGUUUAUUUUUCUCGUUGGUUUACAGACGACUCUGGCCCACAUCAUUGCCAGCUCCUGUAAAAAGAAAGGCACGGCACGCUUCGUGACCCUCUCGGCCACCAGCACGUCGACCAACGAGGUGCGAGAGGUGAUCAAGCAGGCGCAGAACGAGCUCCGACUCUGCAAGAGGAAAACCAUCAUGUUCAUCGACGAGAUCCAUCGCUUUAACAAAUCCCAACAGGACACGUUUCUGCCUCACGUGGAGUGCGGGACGAUCACGCUGAUCGGAGCGACCACGGAGAACCCGUCGUUUCAGGUGAACAGCGCCCUGCUGAGCCGCUGCAGGGUUCUGGUGCUCGAGAAGCUGAGUGUGUCGGCGAUGAGCUCGAUAUUGUGUCGGGCCGUGGAUUCCCUCGGGCUGAUCGUGUUACCGGACGACGGUUCAGGUCCGGACUGCUCUGCAGAGGGGAAGGUGUGUAUCGAGCAGAAAGCCCUGGACACCAUCGCUCACCUGUGUGACGGAGACGCUCGAUCGGCUCUCAAUGGCCUGCAGCUGGCCGUGCAGGCGUGUGUGAACAAGACCCUCAACGCGGAAACACACACUCCUCAGACCACCGUGGUCCAGGAGGAGCAUGUCAAAGAGGGAUUACAGAGAUCACACAUCCUGUACGACAAAGCAGGUGAAGAACACUACAACUGCAUCUCAGCCCUGCACAAGUCAAUGAGGGGCUCAGAUGAAAACGCUGCCCUCUACUGGCUGGGCCGGAUGUUGGAGGGAGGUGAGGACCCGCUGUACGUGGCGCGCAGGCUGGUGCGCUUCGCUAGCGAGGACGUAGAAUAUCCUACAGUGUGGCUCUUGUUUAAGGUUUGGCCGAUCCUGCUGCGCUCCCACAGGCCGUGUCUGCGUUCCAGGCCUGCCACUUCAUCGGUAUGCCUGAGUGCGAGGUGAUCCUAGCGCAGUGUGUGAUGUACCUAGCCAGGGCUCCUAAGUCUGUCGAAGCAUAUAAAGCUUAUAACAAUGUUAAGGCCUGUCUGAGGAACCACAAAGGCCCUUUACCCCCAGUGCCGCUUCAUCUCCGCAACGCUCCAACCAAGCUAAUGAAGGAGUUAGGUUACGCUAAAGGCUACAAAUACAACCCAGCAUUCAGCGGGCCAGUGGACCAAGAAUAUCUCCCGAAGGAACUCCGCGGCAUCAGCUUUUUCACCUGGACGCCAUCUGACUGAUGAACUCGCACCACUUUCUCUAUGUGAAAGUGUUGGCUGCUUUAUUUACACUUUUGCCACUGUUUGUCUAAUUAAUAAUUAUACAAUCUGCACUUAAAUGCCAUGUGUGGUCUUUGUUCAUGACCAGUUUUUGUCACUUCUUAUAUUAAGUUUACUUUUAUUGUGUUUGUAAUUAGCUUACUGUAAUUUUUUUGUAAGUAGUUGUAAUGAAUAAUUAAAAAAAGACACAUUUUG